Messenger RNA from Epithele typhae, 1140 nucleotides. RefSeq lists its product as uncharacterized. The record is from RefSeq and is a predicted model, not a curated record. Bases 1 to 1140 code for a protein of 379 amino acids. The transcript has 4 exons. Lineage: Eukaryota; Fungi; Basidiomycota; Agaricomycetes; Polyporales; Epitheliaceae.
AUGGCUUCCGCAGUGCACCUACCGCCGGACGAGCCGCCCUUCUCGGUCAAGCUGCCUAACACGAUUUGGGUCUUUGGCCAGCCCAUCCGCGGGGAGCUGACUAUCGACUACCGACGCGCGCUCGAAGAAAAUCUGGAGCGCGUCGUCCUCGAGCUCCGCGGCACCAUCUACACCGAGAGCAGCACGACGCCCGACGGCGACGGCGCGUACGAGACCUCCUCUACCGACGUCCUCCACAAGUCCGCGACGCUCUGGCGGCGGACCGACGCCGCUGCCGUCCGCCUCCCGUUCGAGUUCGCGCUCCCCGCGGACCUGCCGCCCGCGUUCGCGUUCGCGUGCGCGCACCUGCACGCCGCGCGGGUGCGGUACGCGCUCGUCGCCACAGGCUUCCGCGCGGGCCUGUUCGCGCGCGACCGCACGGUGACGCUGCCGCUCGCGGCCAUCCCCGCGGACGCGCUCGGCGCGGGGCUGCGGGCGCGGCUGAAGGCGGGGUGGCCGGACGCGGCGUGGGGGCGGCUGAAGGCGGAGCGGGAGGUGCGGCGGCAUCCGUGGAGCGCGCCGGGGACGCUGAGGGUCGAGCUGCUCGUCCCGCACAUCGACACCUUCCCGCUCUUCACGCCGGUGCCGUACACGGUCGUCGUCCGCACGCUCUCCGCGCGGGUGCGCCUCAAGGGCGACGACUGCGAGGGCGCGGAACCGUUCCCGCCGCCCAUCCGGGACGCGGCGCCGCUCGCGUUCGCGCUCCGGCGCGCGGUCGACAUGCGCACGCCGCUCGGGCCAUCCGCGCCGGAGGAGCACGUCGCGGACGUGCUCCCCGUGCCGGGCGCGGGCGCGGGCGUCGAGGUGGAGGUGGGCGAGCGCGUGUGGGUGCCGGAGCCGGGCGGGCGGCGCGAGGGCCGCGGGCGGUGGGCGCAGGCGGCGACGUUCCGCUCGCGGAUGUUCCUCCGGUGCUCGCCGUCGUUCGUCACGGAGGAGGUCAAGGUCAAGUACGUGCUCUGCUUGAAGUGCGAGUUCCCGGGCGCGGGCAACUGCGUGCGGAUCGAGCUGCCGAUCAACGUGGGCUCGGGCGCGGUGCGUCCGAUCUCGCUCGCGGGGGACGUGGGGCCGGGGUCGAUGUACAUGCUCGACCUUCCGCCGUGA